This is a messenger RNA of Papaver somniferum (opium poppy), 1269 nucleotides long. RefSeq lists its product as uncharacterized. The record is from RefSeq and is a predicted model, not a curated record. Lineage: Eukaryota; Viridiplantae; Streptophyta; Magnoliopsida; Ranunculales; Papaveraceae. Bases 1 to 1269 code for a protein of 422 amino acids. The transcript is spliced from 4 exons.
AUGGUGAUAGAACAUUUGGGUGCUAGAAAGAAGCAGAUAGAGAUUGAUUAUAUAGGCCUCCCUGCAAAAGUUUGUACAAAGUGUAUGUGGAUAGGUCAUCAUGUAGAUUAUGAUUGUAAGAAUGUGUCUCCUACAGUUCCAGUAGUGGUGGGUACAAAGCAGGAAGCUAAGGGAUAUUUGGAAUUAAAUAAAAAUAGAGCCAGAAAUUGGAAAAAAACUGAUCAAACCUGUACUGAAUUUGGUUAUGGAUGGUUACUGGUGGAAUAUAAGGAUUUGGGUAGAGUUUCGGCUGCUGAGAUGAUGACUAAUGUUCUUACUGUUAAUGAAGGGGAUGUUCCUUUAAACCCAAGUCCAAUAGCAGCUGCUGAAGAUAUUCUUAAUGAAGACACCGUGGUUUCUGAUAAAGUUAAAGACCUGAAGAUUGUAGAAGGAAUUUCAAGUACCAAAAGCUCUGUUCCGCAAAUAGGUUUCAUGGAUUUAGGUUUUCAAGGUGAUCCAUUUACUUGGUCCAACCAAAAAGAAGGAGAAGCAAACAUUAGGGAAAAGAUUGAUCGGGAUUUAGCUAACGUCAACUGGUUUGAGGCUUUCCCUGAUGCCACUGUUUACCAUUUAGCUAGAAUAGCUGAUCAUAAUCCUUUACUAAUUGAGCUUGAUCCUCGUAAGAUAGGAGGGAGUAGACCUUACAAGUACUUUAGAGGUUUAACAGAAGAUUUCAGGUACUGGAACAAGAAUAUUUUCAAGAAUAAGGAAGACACUAUUAUGAAAAUAGAUAAGGAGAAUGCUAAACCUAGCCAUUUAGUGUCUAGAAAAAGAUUAAAAUCCUUGGAAAAUGAUCUAGAAACAUUAAAUAAGAUAGAGAACAUAUAUUGGUUGGAGAAUAGUAGGGAUAAAAUUUUCAAAGAGCAUGAUAAAUGUACUAGGUAUUUUCAUGUUGUUGCCUCUAAUAGGAAAAGGAAUAGUUCAAUUUAUUCGCUUCGGGAUGAGUCUGGAUUAUGGAUAGAGAAAAAGGACCAAUUAGAUAAUAUCCUUAGAAAUCAUUUUUCUAAAAUCAGUACAUCUUUGGGUGGUCAAAUUAAUGAUGUUUUUAACAACAUCAUUAGUGAAGUGAUUACGGAAGAGGAAAAUCAAGCUUUAGUUAAAAUGCCUGAUGUGGAAGAGAUUAAAAAUGUGUUGUGUAGCAUGAACCCUUGGGAAUCUCCGGGUCCUGCUGGGUAUCCACCUGGGUUUUUCAGACCCAUUGGAACAUGGUUGAAUCAGAUGGUUCAUUAA